AUGGCUCCUCGCAAGCCUCGCUGCAAUUUCAAGGAAUGCAAGGAAGCCGCUCAGCGGAUUGUCGGGGACUGCAGCUUUUGCAGCCUGGAGAACUGCAAGAAGGAGUCUCACGCCCGGAACGCCGAUAAGCUGAAUAGCGAGCGCACCCAUGUCAUCAAGGGUGUAUAA
Molecule: messenger RNA, 168 nt
Organism: Aspergillus alliaceus
Lineage: Eukaryota; Fungi; Ascomycota; Eurotiomycetes; Eurotiales; Aspergillaceae
Exons: 2
Coding region: 1-168 (55 amino acids)
Source: RefSeq, a predicted model, not a curated record